Fusarium pseudograminearum CS3096 is the source of this 927-nucleotide messenger RNA. RefSeq lists its product as uncharacterized. The transcript has 3 exons. Gene Ontology annotation, molecular function: oxidoreductase activity, acting on the CH-CH group of donors. Bases 1 to 927 code for a protein of 308 amino acids. Lineage: Eukaryota; Fungi; Ascomycota; Sordariomycetes; Hypocreales; Nectriaceae. Gene Ontology annotation, biological process: very long-chain fatty acid biosynthetic process. The record is from RefSeq and is a predicted model, not a curated record.
AUGGCUUCUCUGAGGACCCUCAUCAUCACCAACCGCUCUCCGAAGCAGCCCAUCAAGAACCUUCCAGAGUCGAUUGAGGUCCAGCCCGACACUACCGUCGAGGACCUCAAGGUGCUGAUCGCAAAGGAGACCAAGCUCGGUGACCACAACCGCAUUGGUAUCUAUGAUCCCACUACCAAGAAGACCCUCAAGAACCGCAAGGCUCGUCUCGUCGAUGAGCCCGCUGUAGUCGCAGCCGGUGAGGUCCUCAUCAAGGAUAUGGGCUACCAGAUUCCUUGGAGAACCGUCUUCGUCGUCGAGUACUUCGGUCCCCUCAUUUUCCAUGCCCUUUUCGUCGCAGCCCGCCCCUUUUUGUACCGCAAUGGAGACGGCGAUAUGUCCCAGACUCAAUGGGUCACUUUCGCCAUGAUCAUGCUGCACUUCGUCAAGCGCGAGUACGAGACUCUCUUCGUCCACAAGUUUUCCGCCAACACGAUGCCCUGGAUGAACAUUUUCAAGAACAGCUUCUUCUACUGGGCCGUCUCUGGUGCCGCCUGCGCCUACUCCAUCUACCACCCCAACUCGCUCGCUGCCAAGGCCGACAUGCCCGCCAUCGACGCUGUCGGAGUUGCCCUGUACUGCUUCGGCGAGUUCAUGAAUGCUCUUGUUCACCGAUAUCUCUCAACUCUGCGAUCCACUGGUGGUACCGAGCGCAAGAUCCCUGUCGGCUACGGCUUUAACAUCGUCACUUGCCCCAACUACUUGUACGAGGUGCUUGCAUGGAUUGGAAUCAUCAUUGUCAGCCGUGACUGGACUGUCGCUGUUUUUAUCUCCAUUGGUGCGGCACAGAUGAUCAGCUGGGCUAAGGGCAAGGAGCGUGCCUACCGCAAGGAGUUCGGUGACCGAUACAAGAAGAAGCGCUUUGUUAUCUUCCCUGGUCUUCUGUAA